Messenger RNA from Notolabrus celidotus (New Zealand spotty), 4705 nucleotides. It is a transcript of the gene tmem243b, whose product is annotated as transmembrane protein 243, mitochondrial b. The transcript is spliced from 6 exons. Lineage: Eukaryota; Metazoa; Chordata; Actinopteri; Labriformes; Labridae. Bases 451 to 807 code for a protein of 118 amino acids. The record is from RefSeq and is a predicted model, not a curated record.
ACUCCCCUUUAACAGCCUGAACUGAGGCUGCCGGCCGGGCGCGUCCCCUUUAACUGAGUCGACCCCGCAGCUCGGGUCCUCUGAAGUUCUGUAUCCAGAGCGAGCACCACGGAGGCUGGAAGUGUGUGUUUUCUGCUGAGAAAGCUCUGCUCAGGGUGUUAUUUCCCUUCCUGCUGCCUCCUAACCCAGAAAGGAAGCGGCGAGCGAGCGAGCGUGCGCCCACAGCUGCUUUCAUGGUAAACUAACAAACCCAGCAGACUCCCCUCCGAUCAUGACUCUGUCAGCCUGUUGACCCUGAAGCUUCCCGACGCCGUGCAGUCAGGCGCAGGCAGCUGGAAGCUAGCCAACCAGCUAGCCAGCUAGCAUGCAGCAGUUGCCUGGUGUUUCCAGGAGGCGGCGCUGCUGAGAGGUGAGCGGUGGGAGCUGAGAGUGUAGCCGCCGGGCCCGGCCAUGGAUGACUUCACCACCAGGACGUACGGCACCAGCGGCAUGGACAACAGACCUCUGUUCGGGGAGACCUCGGCACGGGAUCGAAUCAUCAACAUGGCAGUGGGGGGAUUCACAUCUGUGGUUGUUUUAGUGACUGUUAUCAGCUCGUUCCUCUUCCCCUCGUUGCCUCCUCGACCGCUCAAUGUCUUCUUCGCCAUCUGCAUCCUGUUAGCCUGCGGAUCCGCUUUAGUGCUGAUCUUCUGGUAUCGGCAGGGCGACCUGGAGCCUAAAUUUAGGAACUUGAUCUACUUCAUGCUGGCGUCCAUCGUGCUGCUGUGUCUAUGUGCCAACCUCUACUUCCACGACGUCCCGCGGUAGAGACGGGGACGAGGAGGAGGAAGAAGGGAAGACAUGGCCUUGACAGACAGAGACACACAUAUACGUGGAAGGACUGAACAGAGAGACACGUGGACCACGAUCGAAGGAAACUCAUCACACGUUCAUGUGACGGAGCGAAAUGAAGCGAACCGAUGGAGGAAACGUGUCCGAGCUGUGAGCGCUGAGACACGACGCCACAGCAGAGGAAUCAUGAUGAAGAGACUCACUGCUGAGGAUGAACUCUUUAAUGAAGCAGGUGUGUUUACAAGCACUUAAUAUUUACAGUCAUAUCCUUAUCACCAAAACAAGCACUAAUCCUGAAACCAGGGUCCGGUAUGAUCCAGCAGUUAAAGGAAAAAUCUGCCCUGAUUGAGCUGUCUGAUAUCAAACUGUGAUAUCGUCCAGAAUCACUGCCAGGACACAGCGGCCAUGUUGUUUCUCUCGCUCACUGUGGAAGCGUUUUUUAAGUUCUAUAAACGACAAAGUCAAACUUCACAACAUGUUUUUAUCUCGUCCUUUAAGUUUGUGUCAGGACCAAAACUUUCCAACCAUUCCUCCAAACCUGCAGCCAACCAGGAAACCUGCCAGUGGUGCGUUCAGGGUUUGAAAAUAUCAUGGGAAAUGAGCCACACAAAUCACACCAAACUUAUUUUACUUUCAAUUAUGUUUACAUUUACGUCUCCUCAUCCUCUCAUUGCACCAAAGUGAAGCCAAAAUACUCCUCCAGUGAAGGCGCUGGUGUUGACAUCACGCCACUUCCUGUCACCUAAACUCACAUUUAACUUCCUGAUGAAGCCUCAGAGUUCCUGUGAGUUUGAAGCAGACUCUCACGGUUACAGGAAGUUCAGUGACCCUUGUUUUGGCGGGGUUUUUACACUUCCUGUGUCCAUUCCUCCUCUACUCUCGAGAUCCGGUGCACGAGGAUCAAAGAUGAACACUCGGACAUGAAUUGGCGUGAUACAAGCCAACUAUAACGACAGAAACCGCCUUUAAGAAACAUUUAUUUGGCGUGUAUUUUCAAUUUAAAGUUUGACCCAUGUGCCAUCUGUUUAUAUGGAGGAGGCGGAGUCUAUGAUCUCAGUAGAGAGAGCUCUGCAUGUUUUGGCUUCACUUUGGGGUUGAUUUUUAACACAGUCUGUACGUAGAAACAUGUUUUCCAGAUAUUUACACAAACAGAGGAGUUUCUUCUUCAUCAAUCAUAUCAUGAUUUAACAUUUUGAGUUGACAGACGUCUUGAAUGCAUCAUCGUCUCUGAUUUGGGGAAAAGGUGCUACUUUCUUUAUCUGAACAAAAACCUCUGGAGACGUAAACUCUGUGACCUCAGAGCUCUGACUCCGCUUUGUGACAUUCUCUGAUCUCAAACUGAACAUUCAAACUUUUAUCCUCUCAGAGGAGCGUGUGUUUGUUUUUUAACAGGGCGGAUUUUUCCUUUAAUCGGAGUGCCAUCAUGCCUCCCCUCCCCUCCCCGUCAGUACUGUAGACUGUAGCACAAGCAUUUAACAGCAGCAGCAGCAGCAGCAGCAGCAGCAGCAGCAGCAGCAGCAGCAGUAGUAGCACGGCAGCUUCACGGCUCUGUGGAGACAGAAAUAUGCAACACUUUCUUUUCUUUGCUUCUUUUUCUGCGUCUCUCCGCUGAGCUGAUUAUCACGGCUGGAUUUAAUGAAGUUUCCAAACCGAGUCUCACUAAGAGGAUUUUUAUUUUAUUAGAAACUCAGAGACUGACUGCCAACUCUUUCACUGACUGUGUAAGCCAUACACACACACACACACACACACACACACUCACACACACAGGCUCAGACCAGCUGCACCAAUCAUGAAUGAGAACGACUCACGUGGCUUCACUCUGCAGCUUCUCUCACCUCUCUGUAUCUCACUGCCGCAAACUUUGCACUGAAAUAAUCCUCCCAGGUUCAAUCCUGACGUCUGUCCGUCUGUCCGUCUGUCUUUACAUCAAAUCAGAAGAAUCAUGAGACUGUUUCAGGAGCUCUGAAUGUUCAGUGAGGUGUCAGCUGAUCCAAACACUCGCUAUGCUGUAAGUCUGAAGCUUGUUUCUUAAAGCACCUUAGUUCAAUUCUGAAAAUCCUAAAAAGAAACAUCCAAAUUAAAGUUUAAAGAAGACGAAGAGAAACUGAGGGGUUUAUAUUUCAGGAGCUCGCUUCUCCUGAAAUAUCGUGGGAUGCACCGGUGCGAAAAUCAGAGCUGAUACCGACGAAGUUCAAAACAACAAAGCCGAUUCUGAUGACGAUGUUUUCUUACGUUACUUCUCUAAGUUUUCACGUCUGUUUUUGAAACAAUAUAUUUAAAUUGUUGGAAGUUCAUCCUCUGGAACUCGUCUCACGAACUUCACGUCUCCAAUCAUUCUCAGAGACGAUGCAACGCUCCCUCACUGCCCACGUAUUCUUCACAUUCACAGUUUGUCCACCAGGGGGCGUCUUCUUCUCUCUGAAUCAACUGCCAGAAUUAAACUGAUGGACUCAAAACAUAAACAUCGGCUAUUGUGGAGUCUGAUGUUCAUACCUCGGUGCAUCCCUGACCUUUGCUACUCUCAGCGCUAACCGCUAUAGACGACAAGAUGCAGCGAGCACUUUAAUUUAUUAAUAAUUAAUCAAUCGUGAAAGAGUCUGCGAUGAGUUUCAUUUGAUUUAAAAUAAGAUGAAUAAAUAAAAUAAUAAAUUCAGUUGAUGUUUAGUUCAGAAGAGUUCGUCUAAUAUUUAAAACAAGAGGUCAAACUGUUCUGGAUUUUUAACGUUGAUACCGAGACAGAUUGCCGAUAUUUGGAGCCGAUAUGUAAAAGUAAAAAUCUUUGUCAAAAUUUUCAGUUUUGAAUAUCAAACUCCGACACAAGACCGACUUUAAACGCUUUUAUACAUAAGAGUUCACAAGUUACAGAAUAUUUGCACCAAACAGCCAAUCAGGUCGUGUUGUGGGCGGGACAUCGGGUAAAACAGACCAAUAGGGAGAGUGGACCCAAAGUAGCGCACUUUUUAUCGAAUGUGUUAAUUUUGUAAAAUAAAAUAAACGCCAAAUAUCGACCGUGAUAAGAUUUAAACUCACAGGAGAAGUUAACUUUCAUUCUGAUCGAGGUUUUUGGUCCAGAUGUGAUUACACGUGGACGAGCGGGAGCCGAGCUGUCGGUCAGCAAACACUACGUAAUCACGAAACACUCGUGCUAGCUUGGUUAGGUGCGUCAGCAGAAUUUUUUAAGGCGUUUCAGAGUUUUAGAGCAAUAAUAAUCACUUGCUUCCCAACAGCGUCCUCACAUCGUGUUCACUGAUAAUUAUUGAAAAUGAGCUUCCCUUUGCUCAGAGUGUUUUUAAGCACGGAUCAAUGAAAGGCCAUUUUCUCCCGGUCACCAUGGUAGCCACGAGUCAGUCACAGGUAGCCAUCCGAUAAAGGAUCCUAUGCAGAUGUAGACAGGAUUAUAAUUUACAGAUCUAAUGUCAUGAUGUGUUGAAGACUUGAAACUACAGAUUGAGAUCAUGAACUCAUCAGAAACACAUUUUCCCUGAGGUGACGAAUCGGCGUGAUUUUUCAUAGACUUCUAUAUGAUCAGACUUAGUGGCGCUGCCCCCUGCUGGCCGUGAGACAGAGUGCAGGUUUUAAAUCAUCUCUUCUUUCAAACCGGCGACGUCUGAAGUCGCCUCCUGCGUUUGUUUUUCUGUGCAGCGUUUCUUUCCUUGUUUUGCAGCCGUAGAUUUGUUUACAGUCAAACUUUGAGUAAACACAACGUUUACCUGACAAAGAGCUGAAGUGACAAAGAGACUGAGGGGCGACACGAGCCCCGCCUUCCACCGGAGGAAUCAAACCUCACCACGACUUUAGGAUUGUCAAAGCCAUGAGUUUCUGUUUUUAUUUAUUUCAUCUGUUUCAUGGAAUAAAUAACUCUAUAUCCUGA